Messenger RNA from Notothenia coriiceps (black rockcod), 1049 nucleotides. RefSeq names its product FXYD domain containing ion transport regulator 3 (gene fxyd3). The coding region runs from base 62 to 313 and encodes 83 amino acids. NCBI's taxonomy places the organism in Eukaryota, Metazoa, Chordata, Actinopteri, Perciformes, Nototheniidae. The transcript is spliced from 8 exons. Gene Ontology annotation, molecular function: sodium channel regulator activity. Gene Ontology annotation, biological process: regulation of sodium ion transmembrane transporter activity. Gene Ontology annotation, cellular component: membrane. The record is from RefSeq and is a predicted model, not a curated record.
AUUAUUUGUGUUGAUAUCAGUGUGUAUUUAUUCCUGCAGGUAAACAGACUCAAGCGUGAAGAUGGCAAAGAUCUGUGCUUUGGUGUUAAUGACACUUGUGUCACUGGGGUUCGCAGAAGAACAAAAAAUGGAAGAAGACCCAUUUAACUUUGACUACCACCAACUGCGAGUCGGAGGCCUGAUUCUUGCUGCUGUCCUCUGUCUCAUUGGCAUCACUAUCCUGUUCAGUGGCCACUGCAGGUGCAAGUUCAACCAGGACAAGAGAGCGAGGACAGGAAGCAAUGCUCAGCAGAUGCUUUCCGACCAAGACUGACACAGUAUGGAAGUCUCCCAUGGUGAUGGCCUCAGAUGACAUGUAGCUCGCUGUCUAACAGGUCGUUCCUGCGAAUGCUAGAUGUCGGCCAGAACACAGCCGACUUCCCGAACCUGCAACCAUCAGAUAACACGGAGGAGGAGCAGCGGGAUUUUACACAUCCAACGAGAGGCUUUUGUUUUACUGUUAGAGAGCAACAGAGAGUAGUCUGUGUAAGGCUGUGAGGUGUGAUGCUUUCUGCCUUGUAACUGAGCUACUGAUCUGCAGCCUGCAUCUUCACACAUCCACACACAAACUUUACACGCAAUGUGUCACUUUCAUUUCAAUUGACAGAACACGUGAUUUAGAAAUAAAAAGGCUAUGACACAAAUAAACUGUCAUUUGAAUCGGUUUGAUUAAGCUGAAAGUGACCUCAUACAACAGUUAACAGAAACUAUUUACCAAAAAAUUCCUUAAGUGUCCACAUGCUGAAGUUCUCUGCCGUCUGCUCUGUGUGUAAGGUCAAACAUUGAUGUAGAUAUUAGUCGCUUAUUGUGCCAAACCUAACGUUCUGUCAAUGCUUUCAUGUCACAUAUAUGAAAUCCACCUAUCAUGAGUGUUUAAAAUGUUGUUGAUUAAUCAUAAUUAGAAGUGAAUUCCCAUGUUUAGCUUUAUGGAGGAAAGUAGUGGAUUGUACUGUUCAGAAAUACAGAAAAACUCUGUCAUGUUUCUAUAAAAGAACCUUGAAACAAACAAA